CAAAAAUAAUGACUAUGAUUGUGGGCUAGGAUUCUGACGAAAGAUCACAUUUGUAGACUAUAGUUGUCGUAAAAAACGACUGUAAUUCACAAAUGACGCAAAUGGAAACAGCCUUUGGAAUUGUCCAACUAUUCUUGGGAGGGUCAUCGUCAGCAGCGGUGGCUGAACGGAAGGAGCAGGAGGAAUGGGUUGGGCCCCAGCCACCCGGCCACGGAUGUCCGACGACGACGACGGCAAUUUCAAACCAACCAAUAAAUAUAAUCAACUCAUCAUCAGCAAGGAGCAGCUAUAAAUGUAACAACAAAUUAGCUAGUGGUGGGGCACCUUCUAAAAAGCCUAGAGUACAACAAGGUGCAACAGUAGCAGGAGCAGCUUCUUCAUCAGCAGCUUCUCAAUCUAUCAGCUUCAAGGUGAGAAAGGAAAAACUAGGGGAUAGAAUUACUGCUCUUCACCAACUCGUUUCCCCAUUUGGGAAGACUGACACAGCUUCAGUGUUGUUAGAAACUAUUGGAUACGUUAGGUUUCUUCAAAGCCAGAUUGAGGCCCUUAGCUUGCCUUACUUGGCCACUGCAACACCUGAAAGCCACCAACAAUCUAUGGUAUUGUCGAGUGAAGAAUCAAAGAAAGACCUGAAGAGCAAAGGGUUGUGCCUUGUUCCAAUAUCUUCAAUGUUACACGUGGGCGUGGACGACAACGGUGAGGAUUACUGGGCUGCAGCCACCAUUGGUGGCGUUUUCCGGUGACCAAAAAACAGAUAUGGAGUACUCCUUAAUUAAUCAAAGUAAUCGUCCCCGAGGACAAUAUGUAGUAUAAAUGUACUUAUAGUAG
This is a messenger RNA of Cuscuta campestris, 828 nucleotides long. NCBI's taxonomy places the organism in Eukaryota, Viridiplantae, Streptophyta, Magnoliopsida, Solanales, Convolvulaceae. The record is from the annotation of a GenBank genome assembly.